AUGGCGACAGCAUCUUUAGGCGCCAACUCUGCGUCCUCAAAACCCCGAACCAAGCUGCUAGCAGCCCUACGAAAAUCAGACUCGAGCGACUCUUCGGAAAGCAGUGCCGACUCCGCCAGCGAUGGAUCUGAUUCGGAGGAUAUGCCUACCACCACCAGCUCUCUAUUGGAGCCACGGCCACAGCCCAAAGCGCAAUCGCCCGAGGCAGAAGAAGAGGUGGAUGCCGAAAGCGCGUACCAGCGCAUGAAGCAGCGGUUGGCGGCGGAGAAAGAGUCGCAGCAACAACGAGCUCAGAAAGAUGAGCCUGUCAUUGUCGCGGCUCUCAGCAGCGACGACGAAGAGGAGAUGCCGACACGGAAACCUGUUCGUAAAUCCAUAUUAGCGAAGCAGCAGCCUUCCAGCGUAAACGCAUCGCCAACGCCCAGCGUUCGAUCUCGCCAGUCGUCCCCUGGUCUUUUUGUUUCACCACACCCCUCUCCGGUCAAGAGGCGAUCUCCAAUCGGGGCCUCUGCUGAUUCCAAUUCAGACCCCUCCUCACAACGCGCCGCUGCCGCUGACCUGCAGGAUCGUGUAAAGCGUAUCAAAGCCGAGAGGUUGGCAAAGCAGAAAGAAGAAGAAACUCAACGGGCAACGAAGCCGGCAUCCAGGCGUUCACCAGACCAGGAUGCUGGUAGUGACACCGAUGGCGAAAUCGACAGGCGAUUGACUCAGCAGUCUAAGCCUACUCGAAGGGCAGGCAAGAAAGCGCUGGAAGCUAUGGCUCGCGACCAGCAACGAAUCAGUCGUAACAUGCAACUGACUCAUCAGUCGAAGACGAAGAAGCGAUAUUCAACAAAAGACCUAUUCACCAAAUUCGGGUUCAACGCGCCAAACGACGGAACAGCCACGGCACCGCCUACCCCAGAACCCAUAUCAGCGCUUGUAUCUUCGGACAUCGAAGCUCAGCCAAUACACGACACACCGCCCACGAGCCCACCACAUCAGGACGGUGCCACAGAGAAGGCUAUGCUUGAAGAUGGAAACUCCACACCAAAGGCAACGGUCAUCGAGCAAGCGGAUGAUGCUACACCCGUACCCACAAGAACAGAUAAGGGUAAAGGUCGAGCACCAGAGUUUGCACACCUCCCUACACGGACUUGGGGAACACAUGCACAGCCAGUGACCGUUCAGCAUGCUCAAGUACGAGCCGUCACGCCUCUGGAUGACGCCAUGGUUGAACUGUCCGACUCUGACGAUGGUGCUAAGGCAGCGCCGAAGAGCAGAUUUGCAGUCUUUGACCGCAUACGCACGAAAGAGCAGGAUGAUUCAAAAUCAUUUGUAACCCUUCGCCAUCUCGCACAUCUCACGUCUCCAAAGAACACUCGCAAAGGGCCCAGGACGAUCAGUCGCAGCGAGAUGCACUUUUCUCUAGCUCAAAAGGCCCGUCAACAAGCGCAAAAGAUGCGUGAAGAGAGGUUGGAGGAACUCAAACGCCGCGGUAUUCACGUCGAGACUGCAGAAGAGCGGGAGAAGAACCAGAUUGAAAUUGAAGACAUUGUGGCCCAGUUCGAGAAACAAAGGCAAAAAGACCUCAAACUCGCCAAGCUUGAGAAGAAGGAAGCGGAGGCCAAUGGAAUGCCCAUUGACGAACUGCCCUCGAGUGAUGAGUCGGACGAUGAUUACGUUGCCAGUGGCGAAGAGAACAUGGUGGAGGGCGAUGACGACGAUCAGCAAGAUGAGGAAGCUGAGCUCGAUCUCUCUGGCUCUGAAGAUGAAUCAAUGGAGGAUGAAGAUGCCGAAGAUGUCGAGGCCUCCAAUAAUUUGAUUGAUGGAGCCGCCGAGGAGGACGAGCAAUCUGAAGUCGAAGAUGCGCCUAUGCCCGAUGAGUUGGCCGACGAGGACGAUGAGCACAUCGCUCCCGUGCGAAAACAGACAGUAAAAAGAUCCCGGAGAGUCGUCGACGAUGAAGACGAGAGCGACGACGACGCGCCCAAACCUGGUUCACCCACCCAGAAAGCGACCCAAGACGAUGCAAAAGCUGUAUUUGGCUUCGGCAACUCGAACACGGGUCUCGGCCUCACACAGAUGUUCGCAGGGACCAUGGCUAACCUGGACGACUCGCAAGCUACCUAUCAGGAACCAGAGCAGGAUUCUCUGGAUUUCCUCCGAAGCUUACCAGACACCCAACCUGGUGCGAACUCCAGCCAGGCAGAUGACACACUGGUACCUAACAGCCAGUCACUCAUGUCGCCUCGCAAAGAGUUGCAGACUGGUGCCGAAUCCCAAUUCAGCUUGGGUAUAAGUCAGGUAGUCGGACCAAGUCCUUCACGUACUCAGUUCUCAGAAGCUCCUGAGCCUACGCAAGAUGCUGGUUUUUCUUUCUCUCGCUCACCAGCCGGUUUCAUGGCCCCGAUUUCUACCAUGGACACCGUCAUGAUGUCUGUCGCUGAGUCGCCGAUCAAGAAGCGAACGGGCAAGCUCCAGCGCGGUCGCCGCGAAGCUGCCGUCGAGCUCUCCGAUAUCGAGGAAAACCUCAUUGAUGCCGCUUCUGACAUGAGUGAUGUCGAUGACAUCCAGCGACCUCCAAAACACAGAGAUGCUUUCCGCGCUAUGCAGAAGGGUGCAAAGAAGCAGAGGGCCAUCGACGAGUUCAACAAGAAGACGAGUCUGGCUAAGAACGUCGUCGAAGAGCAGGCCGACGAAUCUGAAGACGAGUACGCAGGUAUUGGAGGGAUUAGUGACGACGAAAGCGGCGAGGAGGACGAUGAACUGAAGAACAUGAUCGACCAUAGCGAAGUCAAGGUAGACGAGCGACAGAUCGCUGCCUUCUACGCCGACAAAUCCAAGAAAGAUGACGAGAAGAACAUCAACCAGCUCUAUAAAGAUCUCAUGAACGGUGGUCUCCGCAAGCGCGCCGGCCGCGACGCCUUCGACAUGUCCGACUCUGAAGAUGAAGCCGAGAUGAAGCAACGCAAGAAGCGCGCCGACUUUGCACGCAUGCAAAAAGCACUCAUGAGCGACGAAAACAUCGGCAAGAUUGCCGAGAAUCCAAAACAACAAGCCUUCUUCAAGACGCUUGCCGACUUUGCAGACGAUGCAGACUACGACUUCCUGGAGAUGCCCGAGCCAAAGAGCAUCUACGCUGAGGACUCGGAAAGUCAGUCGCAGUUGGAACAGAUCCAACAAGAUGGAGCCGAGGGCGAGACGGUGGUUCCAGACAGCCAGCUCGCAGCCUCCCAGACAGAUUCGGUUGUCAUGCCUCCACCCAACCUACUGAAGCGCAAGUCUCCCUCGUCAUCUCAGAAGGAGAACCGUGCACCGCCCAACCUCCGCCGCGUCGACAACGGCCUGACACGCCGCCCCAUCACGCUCGCCGACGUGCAGCACUCUGUCUCCGAGCUACUGGAAGACUCGCGCAUCGUAGUGCCAGACAGCCAGUACGCUUCGGAUUCCGACUCUGAGCUCGAGAUUGUCGACCGCCCGAUGCGCAAAGCAGUCGUCGACCGCCUCACGCUAUCCCGGCAGUCCACGCUCGAGGAGUCGCAGUCGCAGAGCAGCGCAGAGGGCCUCGCGUUCCACGCGCCCUCGCGCAGUGCCACGGGGCCCGGCUUUCGCAUCCCCAGCUUGAUUCGCCAGGCGACUAGUACGCUGUCUGCGACGUCGGAGAGGAGCGAGAGGCACAGUCAGAGUGGUGAGGCGGCUGUCAGGAGAGGUGGGACAGGCCGCAGCAAUAUCCACGCCCAGGCCAGAGAGGCGGAGAGGCGGGCGCUGUUGGAGAAGAAGGAGAAGAAGCGCAAGGAGGUGUUGAGGAAGAAGGUGGAUGGAGCGAGGCGGAAGGGCGGGAUGAGGAGUGUGUUGGGGGAUUUGGGGGGUGGGUUCGAGUAG
Molecule: messenger RNA, 3864 nt
Organism: Ascochyta rabiei
Lineage: Eukaryota; Fungi; Ascomycota; Dothideomycetes; Pleosporales; Didymellaceae
Exons: 2
Coding region: 1-3864 (1287 amino acids)
Biological process (GO): mitotic DNA replication checkpoint signaling; mitotic G2 DNA damage checkpoint signaling; activation of protein kinase activity
Molecular function (GO): anaphase-promoting complex binding
Source: RefSeq, a predicted model, not a curated record